AUGUUUAAAUUAUAUUUAUUUAUAAUCUUUUCGAUAGUUUUAGUUUCAUUGACCAAUUCAUCACCAGUAUGUGUAUCAUUGGUUGGAAAGAGUGAUCUAUGUGGAUCAUUGCCCAAAAAGAUAUGUUCAUUUUCGGCUAGUUCAAUCGAUGCCUCUAUCGCAUUUAGUUCAAGUACAUUUGAAUCAGCAGUAUCAUCGUGGAAUGCUACUCAAGAUUGUCCAAUGAAUCCUAAAAUGGCAUACUACUCUACAAGUCAAUUCUGUAAAUUCAAUCAACCAUGUCAAACCAAUGACGAUUGUCAAUUGUUUUGUUACAAUCAUUGUAGUGAAUGUUUCCAAGAUUCAGUUUGUGAUCUAUCUGUAAAAGGUGGAAAUUAUGCUAAAAAGGGAGUUUCAAGUUGUUAUACUCCAGGUACUGGUGCUUCUACUUUAUUUGCUUCAACUACUCCACAACCAACUACUCCUCCAGUAGUUACCAAACCACCAACUACUCCACCAACUAUUCCACCAACUGUAACUAUUCCUCCAACCAAAUCAUCUACUACCUCUUCUACCACUGGAGCAAUUAAACCACCAUCGACCUCUACAACGACUACUUCUUCAACAACUGGAAAAUCAGAUCCAAUUGAAUCAUCAUCUGAAUCAAUAACCUCAGAUGAAAAAACCACAACUACUACUACUACAACUACAAAAGCACCAAAAGCACCAAAGAAUAAUGCUACAAGAACAACAUUGGAUCAAAUUCCAUUAUUUUCAGAGGAAAGUUUAACUGGUUCUUCAAAUGAUGAUUCAAGUGAUGCAAUCAAAAAUAAUAAUUAUCAACCAUUAUUAUUAUUAUCAAUAACUAUUGUAUUAUCUAUUUUAUUUUAA
Cavenderia fasciculata is the source of this 870-nucleotide messenger RNA. RefSeq lists its product as uncharacterized. The record is from RefSeq and is a predicted model, not a curated record. The transcript has a single exon. The coding region runs from base 1 to 870 and encodes 289 amino acids. NCBI's taxonomy places the organism in Eukaryota, Evosea, Eumycetozoa, Acytosteliales, Cavenderiaceae.